This is a messenger RNA of Aethalodelphis obliquidens (Pacific white-sided dolphin), 3896 nucleotides long. It is a transcript of the gene GTF3C2, whose product is annotated as general transcription factor IIIC subunit 2. Gene Ontology annotation, biological process: transcription by RNA polymerase III. The transcript has 19 exons. Gene Ontology annotation, cellular component: transcription factor TFIIIC complex. Gene Ontology annotation, molecular function: protein binding. Bases 327 to 3062 code for a protein of 911 amino acids. The record is from RefSeq and is a predicted model, not a curated record. Lineage: Eukaryota; Metazoa; Chordata; Mammalia; Artiodactyla; Delphinidae.
CGUCAGUUCCCUUCGGGACACUGCAAUUCCCAUAAGGCCGUGCAGCGGCGUCCCCUGCGCCGCUAAGGCCCGGGAGCUGCGCCCGCUGCGACAGGGCUCGGGGACGCUCGCCGCACUGCAUUAUGGGAUACAUAGUCUACUAGAAAACGUCCUGGGGCACAAACUCCCAACCAAGCCCACGUGUUUACCUUGUACACGGGGGGGACGUCAAUGAAGAGUAGCUACCAGAUUUCGUCAUAAAACGGCGACCAGACAGGCGGCGCCAUCUUCGAACUUGGACUUCCGGAAGGACUUUGGUGAGGGCGCAGCCAUUUUAGGGGGUGCUGAUGGAUCCCUACGGGGUCGGCUGUGUUGCUCUGGAGGAGGCCGGCCCCGUGGGGAACAUGACUGUGGUAGACUCUCCUGGACAAGAGGUGCUAAAACAGCUUGAUGUCAAGGCCUCUUCAGAAACAACCAGUGUGGAGGCUUCCAUAGAGACAUCAUUAUCUACCCCUUUGCCUGGAUUUGAGGAUUCUCUUGAUGAGAGGAGGCUCCCUCCAGAGCAGGAAACCCUCUCCAGACUGGAACAGCAAGAUCUUUCUUCAGAGAUGUCAAAGGUCCCAAAGCCUAGGGCCUCAAAGCCUGGCCCGAAGAGAGGUGGUAGGACACGGAAAGGCCCCAAAAGGCCCCAGCAGCCUAAUUCUCCAUCAGCCCCUCGGGUUCCUGGUCUCUUAGAUCAGUCCAACCCUCUGUCCACCCCCAUGCCUAAGAAACGAGGUCGAAAGUCCAAGGCAGAUCUGCUACUGCUGAAGUUGUCAAAAGGCCUAGAUCAGCCAGAGUCUCCACAUCCAAAGAGGCCCCCUGAGGACUUUGAGACCCCUCCUGGGGAACGACCCCGCCGAAGGGCUGCCCAAGUGGCACUUCUGUAUCUUCAGGAACUGGCUGAAGAGCUCUCAACAGCCCUGCCUGCUCCAGUAUCCUGUCCUGAGAGCCCCAAGGUGAGCAGCCCCACCAAACCCAAGAAGAACCAGCAGCAGGCAGCCUGUCAUUAUGGAGAAGAAGAGGAUGACACCGCACGGGACGAAGACUUCGUUCUCCAGGUUGAGGCUGAAGAUGGAGAAGAAAGUGAGGCCCCAAGCGAGAGCUCGUCUGACCCCGAGCCUACAGUGCCCCGAAGCACCGCACGAGCAUCCACUUCAGGGAAGCAGAAGCCACACUGCCGGGGAGUGGCUCCCAAUGGUUUACCAAAUCACAUCAUGGCUCCUGUUUGGAAGUGCCUUCAUCUCACCAAGGACCUCCGAGAACAGAAGCAUUCAUACUGGGAGUUUGCAGAAUGGAUUCCUUUAGCCUGGAAGUGGCAAUUGUUAUCUGAACUUGAGGCAGCUCACUACCUGCCCCAGGAGGAGAAGUCGCCACUGUUUUCUGUACAACGUGAAGGACUUCCUGAAGAUGGCACACUCUACCGAAUAAACAGAUUUAGCUCUAUCACAGCACACCCAGAGCGCUGGGAUGUGUCUUUCUUUACGGGGGGACCGCUGUGGGCUCUGGACUGGUGCCCAGUGCCAGAGGGGGCAGCAGCCUCGCAGUAUGUGGCUCUUUUCUCCAGUCCUGACAUGAAUGAGACACACCCACUGAGCCAGCUUUAUUCGGGCCCUGGGCUGCUCCAGCUCUGGGACCUUGGGACCUUGCAGCAAGAAAGCUGUCCUGGCAACAGAGCCCACUUUGUCUAUGGGAUUGCUUGUGACCACGGCUGCAUCUGGGACCUCAAGUUCUGCCCCAGUGGAGCGUGGGAACUUCCAGGCACCCCUCGGAAGGCUCCUCUCUUGCCCCGGUUGGGUCUCCUGGCUCUUGCCUGCUCAGAUGGGAAGGUGCUGCUGUUCAGUCUGCCCCAUCCCGAGGCCCUGCUGGCUCAGCAGCCCCUAGAUGCAGUGAAGCCUGCCAUCUAUAAGGUCCAAUGUGUGGCAACCCUUCAGGUGGGGUCUAUGCAAGCAUCAGACCCCUCUGAGUGUGGUCAGUGCCUUAGCCUGGCUUGGAUACCCACCCGGCCCCACCACCACCUGGCUGCUGGAUAUUACAAUGGCAUGGUGGUUUUCUGGAACCUUCCCACGAACUCGCCUCUGCAGCGGAUACGGCUCUCUGAUGGCUCCUUGAAGCUCUACCCCUUCCAGUGUUUCCUAGCCCAUGACCAGGCUGUGCGUACCCUUCAAUGGUGCAAAGCUAACAGUCAUUUCCUAGUCUCUGCAGGGAGUGACCGGAAAAUCAAAUUCUGGGACCUUCGACGACCUUAUGAACCAAUAAACUCUAUCAAGCGCUUCUUGAGUACAGAGCUGGCCUGGCUGCUCCCUUACAAUGGUGUCACUGUGGCCCAGGACAACUGCUAUGCCUCUUAUGGACUCUGUGGAAUUCAUUAUAUUGAUGCUGGUUACCUUGGUUUCAAGGCCUACUUCACUGCUCCUCGAAAAGGCACUGUCUGGAGUCUUUCAGGAUCCGACUGGCUCGGGACAAUAGCUGCAGGAGAUAUAUCUGGGGAGCUCAUUGCAGCUAUAUUGCCUGAUAUGGCACUGAACCCAAUAAAUGUCAAACGACCUGUAGAUCGAAGAUUCCCUAUAUAUAAAGCAGAUCUGAUGCCAUAUCAGGACAGUCCUGAAGGUCAGGACCACUCUUCUGCUUCAUCUGGGGCCCCCAACCCUCCCAAGGCUCGAACUUACGCUGAAACCGUCAACCAUCACUACUUGCUCUUUCAAGACACAGAUUUGAGUUCAUUCCACGGUCUGCCCCACAGAGAACCAAUGCUGCGCAUGCAGGAGGGAGAGGGGCAAACACGGCUCUGCCUGGACCGGCUGCAGCUGGAAGCUAUUCAUAAGGUACGAUUCAGCCCAAACCUGGACUCCUAUGGAUGGCUGGUCUCUGGGGGGCAGUCAGGGCUAGUUCGGAUCCAUUUUGUCCGUGCGCUCACCUGUCCACUGGGCCACCGUAUGCAGCUUGAAAGCCGAGCCCACUUCAAUGCUAUGUUCCAGCCAGCCUCCCCCACUAAAGGGCCUGGCUUCCCUCCAACCAGCCAUCGCCUUCUGCCUGGCCCCUAGUCGUGGUCCCCACAGAACACUCAGGAUGAAGUCUGCCGAGAACAACUGGCCCCAUGCACACAGCCAUAGGAACUGGGGCUUUCCUGGACAGUGAUGGUGCCAGGCCUGGACCUUUAGACCUGCCUCCCCAGGACUCCUUAGAUCCCUCUUUCCACAGACUUCUUCUGUCAUCACGGCCCCCCGCGGGCAAGGGGGUUCUCCCUCCACAAACUCUCAAGUCUCCUCAGCAUAAAACUAUGACUCACGAGAAACACUCAGGCCUGACCUAGGCUUGGGAGUCAAACUGCUCAUAUUGAGCAUAUUGUGAAGUGGGUAAAACUAAGUAAAGGUACUGGGUGUUUUUGAGACCACAUGUGAGUGGGUGUUUGGAGAACUGGAAAGGGUAUCUGCAUGAAGGCUCCUGUCUGACUAUAUUCCAGGAUCCAAUAUUACUGCCUUCCUAACUUCCUCUUUAAGAGUACCCAACACACAGGCCCACAAGGGGGUGAUGGUAAUUCAUUGCACUGAAGCUGCUUAUAGUACUUACUUAACUGAGGAACACACCACAGACACCCUGCCAACAGAACAGUGGCUCAGAUCUUACUUGCUCCUGCUUAUGAAAUAUUCCCAAUCACUGGUCAUCUGACCCUUCUUGAGCACUCCUAGACAGUCAUUUUUUAAAAAUCUUCCUUUAUAUCAAGUCACACAGUAUACCUCUAUAAAUUUUACCAUGGGUGUUAGGAAAUCUAGUCACUCUUCCCUAUGAUUGCCCUUCUAAGUAUUUAAAAAUAGCUAUCAUGUGUUUCCCAAGUCUUUUCUUCUCUAGAUUAAAUAUCUUCAGUUACUUUAACCAUU